CCGGGCUGUCCUUGUGUCAUGGCGGAGUUCAGGGAAAUGCCGCUGAGCAGCCGCCCCGGGGGUCUGAGUCCCACCGAGUACUUCGGCCUGAGCCCCGAGCAGCGGCGGGCGGAGGAGGAGAGGUUGGCCCUGCGGGCUCAGCUAAAGCGGCGCUACCAGCUGCAACUCAAUCACCCACACAGGAAGGCCCUGGUGGAAGAUCCUGCAUUAAACCGCUGGAUGUUCGCCAGGACCCGAAAUAUUUACCCCAACUUCCGGCCGACCCCCAAAACUUCCCUCCUCGGCCUGGUCUGGGGCGUCGGGCCCCUGAUCUUCUGGUACUACGUCUUCAAAACUGACCGGGAUCGUAAGGAGAAACUUAUCCAGGAGGGCAAACUGGAGAGGCCGUUCCAGCUUUCCUACUGAGGCCCCCGCCGCCAGCGCCGCGCUCUGAUUGGCCAGGACUGUAUAAAGUGAGAGAGAUUUCCCCAAACUAAUAAAUAUAUUAUUAUUAUUCACCCGACGUGCCGCUCGUUACUCCGCCCCUGGGCUCAGCCACAGAUUAAAGGGAAAGUUCACCCUUAGUGUGAAGCAGAGAGUAUUUGUGUCACAGUAUCUGCCUUCUGCUGGGGCUCAUUCAUCAGCACAGGGCAAGGUUACUGCCCACGGGUAAACUUGCCCGGUGUUGAUAAAUGAGUCCCACUGACUCUCACAUUAUUCAAUGAUACCGGGGGAAAGUCUUAAGUUCCCCUUUAAUCUGCAGAUUUGUAUUUCAUAAUCCGGAACUGUUAUGUUCAUAUGGGCUGAACCCCUGUAUUCUGAUCCAAUUGGUUCCCAAACUAUUAAUUGGCCAAAUCUUUAGUGAUGUCCCCAAACCCCCCCAAGUGACUGGCUAGCUUAUGACUGGAAGAAAGGGGAAAUAAACCUUCUGAAAUUAUAAAA
Molecule: messenger RNA, 921 nt
Organism: Xenopus tropicalis (tropical clawed frog)
Lineage: Eukaryota; Metazoa; Chordata; Amphibia; Anura; Pipidae
Gene: ndufb4
Product: NADH:ubiquinone oxidoreductase subunit B4
Cellular component (GO): mitochondrion; mitochondrial inner membrane
Source: RefSeq, marked validated